UCCUCCCCUCUCCAGGAGACCUCGCCGCCGAUCGAUCAAUCGCCGCCGCCGUCUCCUCGUGUAACCCUAGCUUAGUGGAUUAGUUUAAGUGUUUGCCGGAGAUUAUGGGGUCGGUGGCGGCGGAGGAGGUGGUGGUGUUCCGGUCGAAGCUGCCGGACAUCGAGAUCGACAACAGCAUGACGCUGCAGGAGUACUGCUUCGCGAGGAUGGCGGAGGUCGGGGCGCGGCCGUGCCUGAUCGACGGGCAGACCGGGGAGUCGUACACGUACGCGGAGGUGGAGUCCGCGUCGCGGCGCGCCGCGGCGGGGCUCCGGCGGAUGGGGGUGGGCAAGGGCGACGUGGUGAUGAGCCUCCUCCGCAACUGCCCCGAGUUCGCCUUCUCCUUCCUCGGCGCGGCCAGGCUGGGCGCCGCCACCACGACGGCGAACCCGUUCUACACGCCGCACGAGGUCCACCGCCAGGCGGAGGCCGCGGGCGCCAGGGUGAUCGUCACCGAGGCGUGCGCCGUCGAGAAGGUGCGGGAGUUCGCCGCGGAGAGGGGCGUCCCCGUGGUCACCGUGGACGGCGCGUUCGACGGCUGCGUGGAGUUCCGCGAGGUGCUCGCCGCGGAGGAGCUCGACGCCGACGCCGACGUCCACCCCGACGACGUCGUCGCCCUCCCCUACUCCUCCGGCACCACCGGCCUCCCCAAGGGCGUCAUGCUCACCCACCGCAGCCUCAUCACCAGCGUCGCCCAGCAGGUGGAUGGAGAGAACCCUAACCUGUACUUCAGCAAGGAUGAUGUUAUACUAUGCCUGCUGCCACUGUUCCACAUCUACUCGCUCAACUCCGUGCUGCUGGCUGGCCUGCGUGCCGGGUCGACCAUCGUGAUCAUGCGGAAGUUUGAUCUUGGCGCGCUCGUCGACCUUGUGCGCAAGCACAACAUCACCAUCGCCCCCUUCGUGCCCCCCAUCGUGGUGGAGAUCGCCAAGAGCCCCCGCGUCACCGCGGAGGACCUCGCCUCCAUCCGCAUGGUCAUGUCCGGUGCCGCGCCCAUGGGGAAGGACCUUCAGGAUGCAUUCAUGGCCAAGAUCCCCAAUGCCGUCCUCGGACAGGGUUACGGUAUGACUGAGGCUGGGCCAGUGCUGGCAAUGUGCCUGGCGUUUGCCAAGGAGCCCUUCAAGGUUAAGUCCGGGUCGUGCGGUACAGUGGUGCGCAACGCGGAGCUGAAGAUCGUCGACCCCGACACCGGCACCUCCCUCGGCCGGAACCAGUCCGGCGAGAUCUGCAUCCGCGGAGAACAGAUCAUGAAAGGCUAUCUGAAUGAUCCUGAGGCGACCAAGAACACCAUCGACGAGGACGGGUGGCUGCACACCGGAGACAUCGGCUUCGUCGACGACGACGACGAGAUCUUCAUCGUGGACAGGCUCAAGGAGAUCAUCAAGUACAAGGGGUUCCAGGUGCCACCGGCCGAGCUGGAGGCGCUGCUCAUCACUCACCCGGAGAUCAAGGACGCCGCCGUCGUCUCGAUGAAGGAUGAUCUUGCCGGUGAAGUGCCAGUCGCCUUCAUUGUCCGGACAGAAGGCUCAGAAAUCACCGAGGAUGAGAUCAAGAAAUUCGUUGCAAAAGAGGUGGUGUUCUACAAGAGGAUCAACAAGGUGUUCUUCACCGAUUCCAUCCCCAAGAACCCUUCCGGCAAGAUCCUCAGGAAGGACUUGAGAGCCAGGCUCGCCGCCGGCAUCCCCGACGCCGUCGCCGCCGCCGCCGCCGAUGCGCCCAAAAGCAGCUAAGGCCAACGCCGACGUUUUCUCUAUUUUCAGUCACACAACCGGUGAAAAAAAAAUGCAGAGAUAUGAUGUUGCUGUCCAUGAAAAUGGAGGCAGAAAUGGAGCAGAGGAAGUUUAUAGUUUGGUUUGUUGGUUGGUUGAUGCUGCUGCAGCAGCUUGUGCAAUGUUCAUAAAAUGGCAUUAAUAAUAUUAUUAUUAUUAUUAUACAUAGAUGAUGUAUUGUUUUUGACCAUAAGAACAAGGCUGAUUACAAAAUAAUACAGUGUAUUAAUUACGCCC
Messenger RNA from Oryza sativa Japonica Group (Japanese rice), 2045 nucleotides. NCBI's taxonomy places the organism in Eukaryota, Viridiplantae, Streptophyta, Magnoliopsida, Poales, Poaceae. The record is from RefSeq and is a predicted model, not a curated record.